Molecule: messenger RNA, 1835 nt
Organism: Patiria miniata (bat star)
Lineage: Eukaryota; Metazoa; Echinodermata; Asteroidea; Valvatida; Asterinidae
Exons: 4
Coding region: 44-808 (254 amino acids)
Molecular function (GO): protein binding
Source: RefSeq, a predicted model, not a curated record
GUGGUAUGUCUCUUUCUACUUAAUAUGAAGACGUCACAGUUUAAUGCGUCAGGCCAGCCUAGACCUGGCCGAGAGGGCCCAGUGCACCAUCUCACCAACAGUGGAGGGACGCAUCUUCCAUCUGACCCAAGAAGAGCGCCACCACUUGACGGAUCGCCAAUCGCAGUUCAUACUUGAUUACAAGGAGGAACUCGAGAUACAGCUGACGGACAAUAACAACACUCCAUUGCAUUACGCUGCCAAGUCCUACCCACACACCCUGACCACGCCCAUCCCUGAGGUGGUGGUAUCCAGCGACAUGUUCUCUGGUAGUCACGGCAAUGAAGAUGACGAUGAUGACAUAGCCUCCCCCUCCUCCUCCUUUGUUGCUAUCUACGAUGACGAUGAGAUGAGAUGCAUGUGGACAGCUGUACAGCAAGACGAUGUGACGGAGGUGCAAAGACUACACCAGGAGCAGUAUGUCAAUCUGAGUUUCAUGUAUGAACAGACCUCGGCCCUUCACGUUGCUGCUGAGCAUGAUGCAUUGAGAGUGGCAGAGUAUCUGCUGCAAGAAGCAAAGAUGGACCCAGACGUCAGAGAUGCAAAGUGCAAGAACACCCCCUUGAUGGUGGCUGCCAUAAAAGGCAACCUUGAGAUGGCAGAGCUUUUAAUUCAUAAUUCAGCAUCUCUAGAUACUGUCAAUCAGGAGGGGAAAUGUCCCAAAGAGUGCUUGCCAGAGAGCUGUUCAAGUCAGUUGAUGAGCCUUCUAACUGUCCAGGGUAAUGUUGAAGACAACCAGACAACUAGGAAGAAUGGAGCUAUGCUAUAAGUACAUGUUUCUUAUUAAUAUUCUUGUCAUGUUGAGACUCUCCAGGGUAGCCAAACACAAUUUAAUAUCCAGAAAGCAUGAAGCUGUACAGCAAGUCAAGUAUCCCUGAAGAGGUCCAAGUCAGUUGAUGCACAUUCUAUCUGUCCAGGGUAAUGUAAAAGACAACCAGAUAACUAAAAAAAUAUUGAGUUUCUGUUGUUUCCUUAGCCAUGUCUAAAUCAGGUGAGGAGCCUCUACAGGGUAGACAAAUUCAAUCAAACAAUAACAAUGGCUGGAGCUUUUCUACAAAUGAGGGUUCCUUGAAGGAUGUCUAGUCCAGGGUAAAAGACAUCCAAACUACUCAUAAGAAAGAAGCUUAAAUCUUCCAUCAUCAGUUGAUCGAUUUCUCUUGCGUAACAAGGAAGCAUCAAAUCCUGCUUUUGGUUGACGUUUCUUUGUAGAACCUUCUACUUAAUAUGUCUGAGGAACAACACUUUCAAAGUUGAGCCUUGAUUUCCUUCCUUUUGUUCAUUUUACGGUGUUACAGGGAAAAGGGUGACUAGCUGAAUUGAAUGAGUUAUUAUAGCUUCUUUGAACACUGCGCUAUUCAAGCUGUGCUAAGGUCUUGAAAUACAUUCAAGACAAUUGAAAGCCUUUCUUAAAUUCUACAGACCGAAUCCAAGUUACUUAAUGUGCCUUCAGAGUCAACUGGGUAAUAUUCUUGUAAAAACAAAUACACUUUAGUUUUGUUGAAAAAAAAAAAAUAAUGCAGGAUAAAACUCAACCAGGGUAAGAUCUUUUCCUCACUUUUUUAAAUCAAUAUUUUUGCUGCCUUGUAAGUUGAAGGUUUCAAAGGCAUUUUGACACACCGUGUUGCCUUUCAUAGCGGACCAAAGUAUACCUUCUGUUAUUUUUAGUCUUAGUCAUAGUUCACUUUAAGAAGUGUUUAUUUGUAAAUAAACAAGCAAAUAAAAUUGCAGUCCGUUGCUUACUCCGUGACCAAACAUUAAAUAAUUAUUUAAAAAUGUACAUUUGAUUGUUAUUGUAA